This is a messenger RNA of Theobroma umbraticum, 1410 nucleotides long. RefSeq lists its product as uncharacterized. The record is from RefSeq and is a predicted model, not a curated record. Lineage: Eukaryota; Viridiplantae; Streptophyta; Magnoliopsida; Malvales; Malvaceae. Gene Ontology annotation, molecular function: RNA binding.
UUUUGUUUCUCUACAGCCCGUUGGGGUGUGUUGUAGUUUUUUAUUGUUACCAUUAUCAUUAACUCUAAUUUUCAAAACCUCAAACAGUGAUAACUUUCUCGUUAAGGGUAUCUUUGUUGGGGAAUCUAAGUGUAUUUUGGCUUUUUAGGUGCUGAUUCUAGCCUGGGUUCUUUCCUUUUUAUCUCUCUGGGGUUGGCUGUGCUUUGUUUGGGGCUGUUAUUCCGUGUCUCAGUCAGGGCCAAAUAAGAUGGAGGGUGAAAACAAUGCUACAGGGUUUGGUGACACGACUUACACCAAGAUCUUUGUUGGAGGUUUGGCUUGGGAGACUAAAAGAGAUGCCCUGAGACGUUAUUUUGAGCAGUUUGGAGAGAUUCUAGAAGCUGUUGUUAUUAAUGAUAAAACUACAGGAAGAUCAAAAGGUUAUGGCUUUGUGACGUUUAAGGAUGCUGAUUCGGCGAUGAGGGCUUGCCAUAAUCCAUUUCCUGUGAUUGAUGGAAGGAGAGCAAACUGUAAUCUUGCAUCUCUUGGUGCUCAAAAGAAUCGUCCAACUUCUGCCUCUCAGCAUGGAAUGGAGAAAUUUAGCCCACCACCUCGAGUCAUGGCACCACCCAGUACUGGUACCCCGGCUGUUUACCGACAAAUCAUCCCGCAAUAUGCAUUUCCUUAUUCGGCUUACGGGUAUCCUGGCUACACACAGGACAUUUAUUUAAUGAACUAUUACAAUGCAUACGGAGGGCAACAGCUCCCAUCCCAUUUCACCACAGGUUCAUCAGGAUCCCAUGGAGUCUACUUAAGUUACUUCCCACUCUAUCACCAGCAAGGACACAGCAGCCCAACUCAGUAUCCCAAGAUCAGUCACUAUCCUUACCCGUCUCCGCCAUACCGUGCAUAUGGGACCUUAACACUUCCUCCAGCUGCCUCUCCAUCACCGCUCGCCGCCAGCGCUGCACCAGCCACAGCAGAAGCUGCCGGUAUGCCUGGAACUGCCUCUGCACAGAACUCGUCAGCGUAAUGCCAGCGCCAGUAGAAAUGUGGAAAGGAUACAAACAAAGAAGUCAACUGAAUAUACUCUCCUAUAGGCAGAAAAAAAAGGAAAGAGGUUUUACAUUUCUCCUUUUUUUUUUUUUUUUUUCACAAAAACACACCUCAAUCAUAUAUGGCAAAGACCCAGGGAAGAAUUCAAGACUAAAUGACAGAAUACGUUUUUGGCUUUUUUAGCUUUGCUAUUUGGAUUAUAGUGUAUUCUUUUUGACAGGCAACAAUUUACACACUUUUUUUCUACCCCUUUUAGGAAUACACUUUUGUUUAAAUUCAUGUAUCAAAUGAUCCUACACUGUUUCUUUUAGCCAAACCAUAUAUGUUCCCAUUAUUGAUCAUGAAUAUUCAUAAGAUUUUCAGUUGUUUUUUUCU